AUGUGAACAGGUGCACUUUAUACUUAGUAGCAGCAAUGGUGGCCUCGAUUUUUCUACUAAUAUUUAUCGUACAAGCGAUUGCAGAGAAAAGGAUUUUACUGAACGAUCCUGCAUUACUUCAGUCUCAGAUUCAUGCGUUAGAGAGUAAAGUGGAGGAUGUUGUGACUAAGAACUCUGAUCUGUCGGCCAAAUACAAAGACCUGUCCACUAAAUACACCGACCUGUCCACUAAAUACACCGAUUUGUCCACCAAGUACACUGAACAGUCUGGCAAAUACACCGAUUUGUCGACCAAGUACAAUGAUCAGUCCAUCCAAUUCACGGAUUUGUCGACCAAAUUCACCGAACUGUCCACCAAAUACAACACUCUUAUGACUAAUAGCAAUGCUGGUGGAGUAUUCAUAAGAUGGGGACGGAAAGAUUGUCCUGGAAACAACACAGAGCUGGUUUAUUCAGGGUUUGCUGGAGGCUCUUGGCCAGACCACACCGGAGCCGCUGCCGAAUUUGUUUGCCUUCCACGAGACCCAGACCUCACCACAAAGUUUACUUCAAGUGGUGCAUUUAUGUAUGGAUCAGAAUACGACUCUACUGAUUUUGGCCAUGAAAACGGGAAUGACCUUCCCUGCAGCGUGUGUCGAAGCACGGUUCAGCCCAGCGUUCUGAUGAUUCCUGGUAAAUCCUCUUGUUACGAUGGCUGGAGCAUGCAGUAUCACGGGGACCUUGCAGCAGGAUAUUACUCAAGUCACGCCGCAACCCAGUACAUUUGUUUAGACGAACAUCCUGAAGCUUUGAUUGCAGGACAGCGUAACGACAAUGGGAAAUUUUUUUACCCAGUAAAAGCAGUGUGCGGAGCUUUAGCUUGUCCACCAUAUCACAAUGACAGAUACCUAACGUGUGUUGUUUGUACCAAAUAAU
This is a messenger RNA of Magallana angulata, 915 nucleotides long. Its product is annotated as short-chain collagen C4-like. The record is from RefSeq and is a predicted model, not a curated record. Lineage: Eukaryota; Metazoa; Mollusca; Bivalvia; Ostreida; Ostreidae. The transcript has 3 exons. Bases 36 to 914 code for a protein of 292 amino acids.